AUGGACCACACCUCUGCCGACUCACAGUCGGGUAAUUCACGCAAGGUUCCUGAGCUGCCAAUUGCGAUCUCUAUGAUCGCUGGCAGGUACAUGCUAUUCGACAUUGAGGCUGGCAUCUACUUACGACGAGAGCACAACAUCUGUGGCUAUAAUGUAGGCACGCUUGCCCAGAUGCCUUCGCAGAAUGGUUUCCUCGGACUGCCGAUACUUUUAAUGCCAGAGGAGGCUCAAGUGCUUGUCGACAAGGGCGUUGGCUGCAUUGUUGAUGACAAAGCCGCGCACAGAUCCGCCCUCGACCAUCGGGACGAAGCUCGGGUAGCUGAGUACCGCGCCGAGGUCGUUCGUCACGCGACCAAGCUCCAAGCGGUAAAAGAACAGUAUCGGGCUGAGACGAAGAAGCGACAUCAAGUCCAGAGAAAUGCCCAGCGAAGCGGAACAGAUUCAAAUUUAGGGUCCGAGACUGACCUGAUGUUUUUCGAUGACGAUGACACAGUGGCGGAAGACUCGGCAAGCAAGAUGACUCAAAAGAAUCCAGUUCAAUUUUCGGAACAAUCAGACCGCAUUACGCCAACAACGUCCGGUCCUCUACUCGAUCAUGCGUCACACAUAGCUGGCAGCUCUGGAAGGCCAAUUGAAAAUCUGCCACCAAAUUACCCGCUCUUCCGACAUCUUCACAACAAGAAGUACUUCAUGACACCUGGUCUUCGAUUUGGCUGCCAGUACACUACGUACCCUGGUGAUCCGCUGCGGUUCCAUUCGCACUUCCUCACGACGGAUCUCGGGUGGGAGAAAGGCAUGGAUCUCAUGGAGCUUGUUGGAGGAGGCAGACUCGGCACAGGGGUGAAGAAAGGCUUCCUUAUUGGUUCGCAUGCAACAUCGCAGGACACCCAUACUGAGGCAUUGACCGAUGAAGCCAAGAUUCGGACCUUUAGCAUUGAGUGGGCGGUCAUGUGA
Messenger RNA from Cyphellophora attinorum, 954 nucleotides. Its product is annotated as putative tRNA-splicing endonuclease subunit tsp-4. Gene Ontology annotation, molecular function: tRNA-intron lyase activity; nucleic acid binding. Bases 1 to 954 code for a protein of 317 amino acids. Lineage: Eukaryota; Fungi; Ascomycota; Eurotiomycetes; Chaetothyriales; Cyphellophoraceae. The record is from RefSeq and is a predicted model, not a curated record. The transcript has a single exon. Gene Ontology annotation, biological process: tRNA-type intron splice site recognition and cleavage; tRNA splicing, via endonucleolytic cleavage and ligation. Gene Ontology annotation, cellular component: tRNA-intron endonuclease complex.